CUGUGUGUCUGGAGGACUCCGUGUAUAUGGAGGACUCCGUGUGUCUGGAGGACUCCCUGUGUCUGGAAGACCUCGUGUGCCUGGGGACCCCGUGUUUCUGGAGGACUCCCCGUUUCUGCAGAACUUGUGUGCCUGGAGGACUCCCUGGGUCUGGAAGGUUCUGUGUGUCUAGAAGACUCCGUGUGUCUGGAGGACUCCCCAUGUCUGGAGGACCCCCUGUGUCUGGAGGACUUCCCGUGUCUGGAGGGCUCCCUGGGUCUGGAAGGUUCUGUGUGUCUAGAGGACUCCCCGUGUCUGGAGAACUCCAUGUGUUUGGAGGACUCCCCGUGUCUGGAGGACCCCCUGUGUCUGGAGGACCCCGUGUGCCUGGAGGACUCCCUAUGUGCCUGGAGGACUCCCCAUGUCUGGAAAACUCGUGUGCCUGGAGGACCACAUGUGUCUGCAAGGUUCCGUGUUUCUGGAGGACCCUGUGUCUGGAGGACUCCAUGUAUAUGGAGAACUCCCUGUGUCUGGAAGACCUCCUGUGUCUGGAGAACCCCAUGUGUCUGGAGGACUCCCUGUGUGUCUGGAGGACUCCCCGUGUCUGGAGGACCCCGUAUCUGGAGGAUUCCCUGUGUCUGGAAGGUUCUGUGUGUCUGGAGGACUCCGUGUAUAUGGAGGACUCCUUGUGUCUGGAGGACUCCCCGUGUCUGGAGGACUCCCUGUGUCUGGAGGACCCCGUGUGCCUGGAGGACUCCCUAUGUGCCUGGAGGACUCCCCAUGUCUGGAAAACUCGUGUGCCUGGAGGACCCUGUGUCUGGAGGACUCCAUGUGUCUAGGGGACUCCCUGUGUCUGGAAGACCUCGUGUGUCUGGGGACCCCGUGUUUCUGGAGGACUCCCCGUUUCUGCAGAACUUGUGUGCCUGGAGGACUCCCUGGGUCUGGAAGGUUCUGUGUGUCUAGAGGACUCCCUGUGUCUGGAGGACUCCCCAUGUCUGGAGGACUCCCUGGGUCUGGAAGGUUCUGUGUGUCUAGAGGACUCCCUGUGUCUGGAGGACUCCCCGUGUCUGGGACUCCCUGUGUCUGGAGGAUCCCGUGUUUCUGGAGGACUCCCCGUUUCUGGAGAACUCGUGUGCCCGGAGGACUCUGUAUGUCUGGAGGACUCCCUGUGUCUGGAGGACUCCGUGUGUCUGGAGGACUCCCUGUGUCUGGAGGACUCUGUGUGUCUGGAGGACUCCCGUUUGUCUGGAGGACUCCGUGUGUCUGGAGAACUCGCGUGUCUGGAGGACUCCCCGUGUCUGGAGGACUCCCCGUGUCUGGAGGACUCCCUGUGUCUGGAGGACUCCCCGUGUCUGGGACUCCCUGUGUCUGGAGGAUCCCGUGUUUCUGGAGGACUCCCCGUUUCUGGAGAACUCGUGUGCCCGGAGGACUCUGUAUGUCUGGAGAACUUGUGUGUCUGGAGGACUCCGUGUGUCUGGAGGACUUCCUGUGUCUGGAGCACUCCAUGUGUCGGGAGAAUUGGUGGGUCUGGAGCACUCCCUGUGUCUGGAAGGGUCCGUGCGUCUGGAGAGCUGCAUGUGUUUGGAGGGCUAUGGGGCUCUCUCUUCCUAGUGUGAACUGAGAAUCACAAGUGUGGUGAAGAGCAAAAGCAGUUAACUCGGGUGUGCAGCAGACUUGUGUGUGGGAGAUGAGGCUCAGCCCUGCACUGAAGGUGGUUCUCCCGAGGGAGUGUCCUGGGCAUUGCAGGGAGGGGCGAGCACUCAGCCUCCCUGGGGAAAGGAAGGCAGCGUCUCUCCGUCCACAGCAGGGCCAUGUGGGGCACACAGGCCGCCCUGUCCGGCGUGGCCCAGCCUGCCUUCACUAGUUCCCUGUGCGGGUCUGCGUGGUGACCUGUCCCUCGGCUAUGCCUCCUCUUUGGAGAGUUUGCAGCCAUUUUUGGUUUUCUUUGAUCAUGCCCCUCCCAUCUCCAUCAAGUGUGUUCAUGGAAUCCUGGCAGAUGAGGUCGUGUCGGGGGUCAGCCAGUGCUGCCCACACUCAGGGCAGACCCUUGGCAUGGGGCUGCUCACUCGGAUGGGGUCCUGUCCCACGGAGCGGGGAAAGCGUCAGCGAUUCUUCCGAGAUUCGGUGCAGGAAAGGCCUUAGAAAAAGGUUGAUCGGGGCCAGCACCGUGGCUCACUAGGCUAAUCCUCCACCUUGCGGCACUGGCACACCGGGUUCUAGUCCCGGUCGGGGCGCCAGAUUCUGUCCCGGUUGCCCCUCUUCCAGGCCAGCUCUCUGCUGGGGCCCGAGAAGGCAGUGGAGGAUGGCCCAAGUGCUUGGGUCCUGAACCCCAUGGGAGACCAGGAUAAGUACCUGGCUCCUGCCAUCGGAUCAGCGCGGUGCGCCGGCCGCAGCGCGCUAGCCUUGGCGGCCAUUGGAGGGUGAACCAACGACAAAGGAAGACCUUUCUCUCUGUCUCUCUCUCACUGCCCACUCUGCCUGUCAAAAAAAAAAAAAAAAAAAAAAAAGAAAAGAAAAGAAAAA
Messenger RNA from Oryctolagus cuniculus (rabbit), 2502 nucleotides. The record is from RefSeq and is a predicted model, not a curated record. NCBI's taxonomy places the organism in Eukaryota, Metazoa, Chordata, Mammalia, Lagomorpha, Leporidae.